ACGGUAAAGUCAGACGUGUAUCUAAACGGGAAGUUCAUCCCUAAACAGCCGCUUGAUCAACAGUGGUAUGAGAGGUCGCUGGAUCGCGCUUUGUUACAGUGUGAUAAUAUACUAAUGAAUUCAAAAGAGGAUGUCAUCCGACUUAACGUUAGACUUCGAAAAUCAUCGGCAAUACCCUGUGAUGGAUAGUGAGGCAGGCAUCAUCUCCAUCGAUCAGGGGGGAGAGUGGGACUUAAGCCUGUUCGAUGAGCUGGAGAAACUCGGCGAUGAGCUGGGGGAUGCAGAUGAGCUGCUUGAGGCUCUUGAUAAUGCUGGCUAUGCCAACGGUGUUCCAGAUCUGGACUUUGACAUCGACAUUCCACCAUGGAAUGAAAUGGAUACAUGCAGCAUUUCCACAGAUGGUGAGGUGAGUGUGGACUCUCUGUCACCUGCCCACACUCUGAGCUCGGUGCCCUCUCCCGCCUCAGUGGAAGCUUUGUCUCCGUGCUCCUUGCAAGAUGAGGCCCUGUCUCCACAAUCGCAGCCGUCUCCUCUUUCAGUCUGCUCAGAGUCCAGUGGCUUUUCUGAAAUCUCUUCCCCACCUAAAAAAGCUGCAAAGAGGACCAAUCAGGUGGCACGAGCCAAGCCAGUUCAGUCAAUCAAGAAGCCGAUUCAGAUUGGCCCAAAGGUUUCCAUCCAGCCCAAACCACUGAUUACAGCUGUGCCAUUGGCUCAAGCAGCAGCUCCCAUGCAGGCCAAGACAAUCAUCAUCCAGCCCCUGCAGACCACUGUGCUCCCUGUGGUAAAACCAGCUCCAGUCAACAUCAAACCAGCACCCCCUGCAGGUCACCCUCUUUUGCUGUCUCAGCCAAGCCAGCUACUGCAGAUCCAAACACCACAGGCCAUCUCUGGGAGUGUGGUCACUAUGCCAGCACUCAGCCAGGACUGGUCUGUACCCGUCGCUGCUCCACCAGUGGUUUCAGGCACACUUUUGACCCCAUCCUCAGAGGAUGAUUCCAAGUUGUCCCAGAGACAGCAGCGCAUGAUAAAAAACCGCGAGUCAGCGUCCCUGUCUCGGAAAAAGAAGAAAGAGUAUUUGCUCUCGCUGGAAGCUCGCCUGAAGGUGGCGUUGUCUGAGAACGAGGUGCUCAAGAGUGAGAACGGCAACCUCAAGAAACAGCUGGAGUGCAUUCUGAGCGAGAAUACAGUGCUGAAAGCAACAGCACCCAAAAGGAGAGCGGUGUGCCUCAUGGUGGUCGUGGUGUUCCUCGUUCUUAAUGUCGGACCAAUGAGUCUGUUUCAGGGUGGCCCAGGCUCUUCGCUCGAAGUUGCUUCCAUGCAGCACAGUGGUAGACACCUGUUGGGUUUCUCACCGGAGGCGGAAAUUGAACACCUGAUGGGUCCUGAGGCUCUUGGCAGCUGGCCGUCUGAGAUGGGCGACAGAUCUGAAGAUAAAGCCCUGAUGGUGGUAAAGGAUCCCAUCUUUCUCAGACCAUCUCCGCCCUGCCAGCCUUCUGUCAACAGGACCAAGUGCAUUGAGUUGGCCCAUGAGUUGAGGGGUUGGGUCCACCGUCACGAAGUUCACCAGACCAAAUCGAGACGAGAGAAUAACAGCAACCACAAACCCACCAGGACGAUUCUGAAAGCAGGAAAUAAGGAGGACGAAGGUAGCCAGAUUGUGACGGUUCAAUAUACAGAAACUACUGCGGAAAAGAAUCCUGGCAGUGAGCUGCAGGUGUACUACGCCCCUCGUCACACGUACACCGACUUCUUUGAUGAGCUGAACCGCCGCGGCGACACCUUCUAUGUCGUGUCUUUCCGUAGGGAUCAUCUCCUACUUCCUGCCACCAGCCACAAUAAAGGAAGUCCACCCAAGAUGUCUGUCGUGUUGCCAGCCAUGAACAUAAAUGACAGCAUUAUAAGGGACAAAGACUUUGAGGUGAUGAUGCAGAUUGACUGUGAAGUAACAGACACCAGGAUCCUCCACAUCAGAUCUUCCAGUAUCCCGCCUCUGUUCCGGGUGAACCGCAGUGACACGUUUUACCAGAACUCCCCAGCAGAGAACAAGUCUGCGCCUCCUGUCGGUGUGCUAAUGGGGUCUGCGUAAGAUCAUCAGCGACUCCUGCAUUCUUUACACCCCUCAUUAAAACUCAUAAAGGCAAGCACAAGAUAACACCUCAGUUAAUAAUUUUUCUCAUUUUUAUUUGUAUGAAUGUGCUCUGCAGAAAACUAGUCAUUGGAGGUUACAAAGGAGGCUCAAUUUGUCCUCACCGUUCAGCCCCUUUCUGGCUGAUUUCUGGAGCUGGACUGUAAUGGGGUCCAAGCAGCAGCAGACUAGCUCUUUGUGUGGCAACGCUGACUUACCCGUGUAACCCCAGAUGCUUUAUGUAAGGGUAAUUGUUUAGCGGCAGGGGGCAGAGCGUUGAACCUUGAGUUACCCCAUCAUAACACAAAUACUUUUUCCCCUUACAGCUUACUUUCAGUCGGCUCUUUUUUUUCUGCACAAGCUCCAAAGCUGUGUGUGUGUGUGUGUGUGUGUGUGUGUGUGUGUGUGUGUGUGUGUGUGUGUGUGUGUGUGUGUGUGUGUGUGUGUGUGUGUGUGUGUGUGUGUGUGUGUGUGUGUGUGUGCUUAAAAAACAUUAAAUACAUUUUAAAAAUGCAUUUUUAUUUAAAAUGACCUAUGUUUGUAUGUAUCUGAUUGCUACAAAAUGGAGUGCUAUAAUAAUUUCUUUCUGUCUCUGAAUAAAGCAAAUCUUAUCAGUGAUGUAGUCAGACAUGACAGAUGUGUUAUCUGCAGCAACAGAGGCACAAACUCAGGAAGUUAAGUGAUCUUUGAACGCUAUCUGGCUAAUUGCUCUGUUAUCUGCUGGUUUCUAUUGCUGUUGAUGAAGAUUUUCACCAGUUAAUUUUUUCGGGUCUUCACUGUGUUUCUAUAUUCAUGGAAAGGUUUGGAUACUGUACAUAUUUAUUGCUGUUAUUUUGUAACAGCAAACAUCUGUGGUUUAAUCCAAUUCCCUCAUUUUUUUUCCUUUGAAAAAUUCAGAAGUCAAGUUGUUUUUUUUCUUUAGCUUUAGUUCAUUUUUAUUUUGGUGAUUUUUUUUUAAAUGCUUUUUUGUUAUUCCUGUUGCCUCCGAAAAACAUGUUUUAUAUAUGAAAUAAUAAAUGGCAGAUAGAAAAUCUAUUUAUGCAUAAAAACUAGCUUCUAUUCAGUUCACUGUGUGGACAUCUUCAAAUUUUAUCCCAGGGCAUAAAAAAAGCUUCAUCAUAUCUUAUAAAAGCUCGUUUUUGCCACUGAAAUAAAAACAUUCAACAAGUUUCAGUUUUCUAUAUCAAAAUUUCAACUUACUAACUUGAACUUAUGAGACGAUAAAUCCCAAUUGAUAUAAUGGCAAAAAAUGCCUUUUUCAGUUGCAUAAACACUUAAUAGUUACAGUAAAAGGCCUGAUGUUUAACCACUGGUUUCAAAAAACAAACUGUGAGUACUUCUCCGUCCACACAGCUCCUGCUUUUAUUUACUGCAUUUGAGAACAGUUGCAUUUUUGUGUUUAAUUAUGAUGGUCUAUGAUUUGUUUUGCUAAUUUGAGGGUAAAAUUUGCACAAUUAAUGCAGAACAUUGGAUGUACUGUUCUGGCUUUUAAUUUCUUAUAUUUGUUUUUUUGUUAAGCUAUGAAUAGAGACAGAUCUUAUAUAAUAAAUCACAUAAAAUAAAUAGAUAAAAAUAUGUGAUCAGAA
Molecule: messenger RNA, 3711 nt
Organism: Oreochromis niloticus (Nile tilapia)
Lineage: Eukaryota; Metazoa; Chordata; Actinopteri; Cichliformes; Cichlidae
Gene: atf6
Product: activating transcription factor 6
Exons: 16
Coding region: 131-2086 (651 amino acids)
Biological process (GO): regulation of transcription by RNA polymerase II; endoplasmic reticulum unfolded protein response
Cellular component (GO): nucleus
Molecular function (GO): DNA-binding transcription factor activity, RNA polymerase II-specific; RNA polymerase II cis-regulatory region sequence-specific DNA binding
Source: RefSeq, a predicted model, not a curated record